Pestalotiopsis fici W106-1 is the source of this 543-nucleotide messenger RNA. RefSeq lists its product as uncharacterized. The transcript has a single exon. NCBI's taxonomy places the organism in Eukaryota, Fungi, Ascomycota, Sordariomycetes, Amphisphaeriales, Sporocadaceae. The record is from RefSeq and is a predicted model, not a curated record. The coding region runs from base 1 to 543 and encodes 180 amino acids.
AUGCUUUUCCCAGAUCCAGCGUCACCUUUACAUUUGGACCACGACUACGUGUUGGAAAUUGGCACGCUCAAAAAGCAAGCCAAAGAGAUGUCUUCAGGAUGGUCUAGAAACCGACAGACACGACAAGCCGACAAUACUCCAAACAGGAACUGGAAUCCAAGAUACGCAGAAUGGCUGCUGAGGAUCUUUUGGACAGCUUCCGAAAUUGGAAAUGUGGAUGCUCUCUAUGGUGGCUCUCGCUCCAGUUUUCUGUACACCGAUACGUCGACUGGGAAGCUCAUGGUGGAGGAGAUCACUUGUCCGGCCUGCUCAAUUAUUGCAGCAGCGGGUUUUCAGGCGGCCCUACUGUUAUCUAUGCUGCGCAUUGCUUUGACCAUGAGUGCAAGCAGCUCUGGUGAAAGCUCUGGAUUCCCACCACAGGGCUGUCCCAAGAUUGUAACAUGGUAUCCCUCGGCUGUCUCCGGAUGGUCUUCUUGGGAAGGCUCGCACCCCUUGGACUCUACAGCCCGCGUCCACAACUGGAAAAUGUAUCUUUAUCAGUAA